GACAACCACAGCGAGAACUUGUAGAUUCAGUCUCCGGCCACAAGCGGUUAAAUCGAUUGAACUCCUGUUCCUUUCCACCGAAACCACCAAUCUACCAUCACAAUGAAGCACCUCGCUGCAUACCUCCUCCUCGGCCUUGGUGGUAACACCUCGCCUUCCGCCGAAGAUGUCAAGUCCGUCCUCAACGCCGUUGGUAUCGAGGCUGAUGACGAGCGCCUCAACAAGCUGAUCUCCGAGCUUGAGGGCAAGGACAUCAACGAGCUCAUCGCCUCUGGAUCCGAGAAGCUCGCUUCCGUUCCCUCUGGUGGCUCCGGUGGUGGUGCUGCUGCCGCCACUGGUGGUGCCGCCGCUGGCGGUGCCGCUGCCGCCGAGGAGGCUCCCGCCGCCAAGGAGGAGGAGAAGGAGGAGUCCGACGAGGACAUGGGUUUCGGUCUCUUCGACUAAACGUAUCGCCAAUCCAUCUCUGUUUACGAUGUAUGAUCUGGCCAAUUUCUCAAAAAUCACGAGAAUCAUGCGCAACGAGUCCGAGCAUUUGGGGCGUGUCGAGCGCGCGAUGGAUGGGAUAUGGAGAAAGACUGUGCGGCAAUGCUUUCAUAGAUGCCUGCUGAGAUACCCACAAUGAAGCCAUGCACCCUCAAUUACAUCGACGUUGUGACUUUCUUCAAUGUGACUAUGUGUCUGUGCAUCUUACACUGAUGUAUACUUGUUGAGAGCGAGAGCAAAAGGUGUAAAUGUUUAAUAGUCAGGG
Messenger RNA from Bipolaris sorokiniana ND90Pr, 748 nucleotides. RefSeq lists its product as uncharacterized. The record is from RefSeq and is a predicted model, not a curated record. The transcript has 3 exons. Gene Ontology annotation, molecular function: structural constituent of ribosome. Gene Ontology annotation, cellular component: ribosome; cytosolic large ribosomal subunit. Lineage: Eukaryota; Fungi; Ascomycota; Dothideomycetes; Pleosporales; Pleosporaceae. Gene Ontology annotation, biological process: translation; cytoplasmic translational elongation. Bases 103 to 444 code for a protein of 113 amino acids.